Molecule: messenger RNA, 1373 nt
Organism: Seminavis robusta
Lineage: Eukaryota; Bacillariophyta; Bacillariophyceae; Naviculales; Naviculaceae
Source: the annotation of a GenBank genome assembly
UUUAUGACGUCAUUUGAUAUCUAAAAAGAGGAUCUUUGGUCGCUUUCACUUUGCGCGAAGCAAGUAUCGUACAAGAAGACACCCCUUGCUAGCUGUUGUUGCUACUAGGUAGAAUACUAAUACAGUAUAACAUGGUAGAAAUAUCAGAAGUAGUAGUAGAUCCAGUGCUGGUGCAAGUUGUGGCACAGUUUCCGCCACGAGCCGAUGCCAUUAUCACGCUGGUAGCGUCGGAUGAUUAUCUUCCAGGCGCCCAGACGCUGCUGUAUUCGGUGCAAAAGAAUCUGCGCAAGAAUGUCCCAUAUCCUCCUGAAUUGGUGGUAUUGGUCACUCCCGAAGUGUCUCCCGAGACACGACGAGCACUUUGGCCCGCAUUGUGUACCCGCAUUACCGAAGUGUCCGUGAUUGGACUACCGCAAGGAGGCAUCAACAAAUCGAUUGGGACCAACCAGAACAGUACUCCCUUUGACAAUGAUUGUCCCGGCUUGACCAAAUUACACGCGUUCUCGUUGGUCGUCUACGAUACCAUUGUCUUUUUGGAACCCGACUGUCUCGUCUUGGACGACCUCUAUCCCCUCAUACAAAAGGGAAAAGUCUAUACCGAAUCGGAAGCAUUGGUGGCGGCUGCACCCGACUUGUUUCCACCCGACAAGUUCAACAGUGGUGUCAUGGUCAUUCGACCCAAUUCAGAGACCUUUGACAAUAUGAUGGCACAAAAGUCAUUGCUCACCAAUUACGCCAACAACGAUACGGGAUUCUUGAAUGCCUACUAUUCCGAAUGGUUCACCCAAAUGGCGCCGUUAGCGAGAUUGCCCUUUACGUACAAUGCCCAACGCGCACUUUACGACAUGACUUAUCCCCAGGGACAUUUCAAUUACUGGGAUAUUGCUGUAGCACCCGAUCUCAAAGUAUUGCAUUACUCGGGAUACCCCAAACCGUGGGAAGAUUCCAAACCAGCCAAUGGCGGCAGCGCAAAGAAAGCCCGCACAGGGGAUACCUUGACGGAUCUCUGGCGUCAAUGGCAUCAAAAGAGCCACAACUAUUGCGUCCGAUAUCACAAGGAACGGGAAAAGGAAGCGGUGUGGCGGGCCAGUGCCGAAACGCGACAAAAACAACUCGAACAGCAACAACAACACUUGCCAAAACAACAGAAUCCCAAACAAGUGCACAAACUCGUAUCGAAACGAUUCAAGGAAUUGCGCCAAGAGGGACACGAUACCAAGGAUGCCAUGGCCAUGGCACGGGCAGAACAUGGAUUGAGCGAUGAACAAUUAGAACCGGCAUCGGUGGGAGCCCAAGUGGCGUCCAUGUUUGGGGUCAUGAUGUAAUGAUAGUAUGAUACUAUAGAUAUCUAGCUAGAUUUGUUGUCACGAUCG